Messenger RNA from Aricia agestis (brown argus), 1304 nucleotides. RefSeq names its product transmembrane protein 19. The transcript has 5 exons. The record is from RefSeq and is a predicted model, not a curated record. The coding region runs from base 209 to 1270 and encodes 353 amino acids. Gene Ontology annotation, cellular component: membrane. NCBI's taxonomy places the organism in Eukaryota, Metazoa, Arthropoda, Insecta, Lepidoptera, Lycaenidae.
GGACCACUGACCUCUAUAUUUACAUGGUGCAUGCUCGUGAUAAAUUAUUAUAUUCUAUAAAAUUAAUAUAUUCAUUUACCCGUCAGAUAAUAAAAAAUAAGCCAAUUAGAAAUAUAAAAGCAAGUAAAGGUCACUAGAUGAAAGAAACCAGCGGUCACGAUCUUGUUGAGAAUACGCAUAGAUAUACAGUAAUUUAGAAAGUUUGAAAAUGAAAGAAAAUAAUAGUAAGGAAGCGGUUUCUACUGCCUCUCCUGAUCAGAAUAAUCCGUUACAAAAUAAUCUAUUCUCGAUACUCCUAGUAACGAUCGCCGUGCCGAUUUUAUCAAUGUCUUUUUGGACUAUGAACUUGAUAUCUUCUAAAAUAAUUAACAGUGGACAAGGAUUUGAUGAACCAGUAGUUAUAUCCCCACUGCGAUGGUUGUUGUCAUGUUUGGUACCAAUACCAUUUGCAGUUUAUGGAUACAAAAGGAAGAGCCUCGACUUCUAUGGUGCCCUAGUUGGGCUCGUAGUUGGGUUUGUAAUGACUCUAUCAAAUUACUGCUUUCUAACAAACCUGAUUGUUUUCUUCCUAAGCUCAUCCAAAGCAACUAAAUACGGCUCACACUUAAAAAGAAAAUUUGAGGAAGAUUUUAAAGAAGGUGGACAAAGAACUUGGGUUCAAGUACUCUGCAAUGGCGGCAUGGCUACUCAACUAGGCAUUCUGUACUUAUUAGAUAUAGGAGCUUGUGAAAUACCGAUUAAUUUUCUUAUGGAUUAUAGAGCUUCUUGGCUAAGCAUUGGUGUCUUAGGAACCUUUGCUUGCUGUAAUGGGGACACAUGGGCUUCAGAAUUAGGAACAGUACUUAGCAAUGGGGAUCCCAUCUUGAUCACAACCUGGAAAAGGGUUCCAAAAGGGACUAAUGGAGGGAUAAGUCUCAUAGGAACCAUAGUCAGCACUCUUGGAGGACUUGUUAUUGGAAUCUCACAUUAUUUAACCCUUGUCUACUUCUCAGACAGAUCUAUGUAUAUGUACGCACCACCACAGUGGCCUAUCAUACUUUUUGGUGCCCUGGGUGGAUUUUUAGGAAGUCUGAUAGAUUCUAUACUGGGUGCAACAUUACAAUAUUCAGGCAUAGAUAAGGAUGGAAAAAUUGUGUCUCAUUCAAGUUUAGCCGUGAAGCACAUAUCUGGAAGGAAUAUUUUGGAUAAUCACAGUGUCAACAUGUUAUCAACUGUAAUAAUGGGGUUGCUCCUUCCAACUAUAAGUAAAACAUUGUGGCCGAUAAAGUGAAUAAAUUAAAAUAUUAUCUCUUUUAUAUUUGCAA